Messenger RNA from Mangifera indica (mango), 2381 nucleotides. RefSeq names its product calcium-dependent protein kinase 32-like. The transcript has 8 exons. The coding region runs from base 480 to 2075 and encodes 531 amino acids. Gene Ontology annotation, cellular component: cytoplasm; nucleus. Gene Ontology annotation, molecular function: calcium-dependent protein serine/threonine kinase activity; calcium ion binding; calmodulin binding. Gene Ontology annotation, biological process: peptidyl-serine phosphorylation; intracellular signal transduction; protein autophosphorylation. Lineage: Eukaryota; Viridiplantae; Streptophyta; Magnoliopsida; Sapindales; Anacardiaceae. The record is from RefSeq and is a predicted model, not a curated record.
AACAAAAUUUCACAGAGAAAGGGAGGGGUUGGGAGGGAAGUCUCUGGGAAAGAUGUUUGACUCUCUCUCUGUGGUCCUUCUUCUUCUUCUUCUUCUAUAAUCUUUACACGCUAAAUUCUGCCUCUCAUUCUCAUUCCCCUCAUUUCUUUUCCAUAUAUUUCCUUUGUUUCUCCUCCCAUUUUCUCCAUAUCUUUUUGUUUUCUCUCACUUUCUGGGAUUGCUUUUAUUUUUUGGGGAAAUUUUAAAUCUUCAUCGUAAUUUGAAACUUUUGCUUUUUAUUAACAAAAUAGGUUGUCUCUUCAUCUGGGUUUGAAUCAAAUUCUUAAAUUUGGAACUAGAUCCUGAGGUUUUUAUUUUUCUCUUCUGUUUGAUUUUAAAGAUAGUUUUUUCGUGUUUUGUUUAGAAAGAUAAGAUUUUGAUUUUAUUGGUUUUGUUCGUUAAUUUUGAGACCCAUUUUAGCUUUUUGUUGAUUCAACGUUAUGGGUAAUUGCUGCACAACCCCGAAAACUGACCAUGAAGAGAACCGGAAGAAACACAAGAAGAAACCAAACCCGUUUUCAAUUGAUUAUGGGGCGAACUAUCAGAACGGUGGCCAUAAACUCUCUGUUUUGAAGGAGCCAACGGGACGGGAAAUUGAGCAGAGGUACGAGCUGGGACGGGAACUGGGGCGUGGUGAAUUCGGUGUGACAUACUUGUGUACGGACAAAGAAAGUGGUGAGACAUAUGCAUGCAAAAGCAUUUCUAAGAAGAAGUUAAGGACUGCUAUUGAUAUAGAGGACGUGAGGAGAGAAGUUGAGAUUAUGAGGCAAUUGCCAAAGCAUCCAAAUAUUGUUAGCUUAAAAGAUACUUAUGAGGAUGAUAAUGCUGUUCAUUUGGUGAUGGAGCUUUGUGAGGGAGGCGAAUUGUUUGAUAGGAUUGUGGCCAGAGGUCAUUAUACAGAGAGGGCUGCGGCUGUGGUCACAAAGACUAUUGUGGAAGUUGUUCAGAUGUGCCACAAGCACGGUGUAAUGCACCGGGAUCUCAAACCAGAGAACUUUUUAUUUGCAGACAAGAAGGAAACAUCACCUCUGAAGGCUAUUGAUUUUGGACUCUCAGUUUUUUUUAGACCUGGUGAAAUAUUUACUGAGAUAGUUGGCAGCCCUUACUACAUGGCUCCUGAGGUGCUUAAAAGGAAUUAUGGCCCAGAAGUAGAUGUCUGGAGUGCUGGUGUCAUCCUAUACAUCUUACUUUGUGGUGUUCCUCCUUUUUGGGCAGAAACUGAGCAGGGUGUUGCACAGGCAAUUAUUCGGUCUGUUAUAGAUUUUAAGAGGGAUCCUUGGCCAAAAGUUUCUGAUAAUGCUAAAGACCUUGUCCGGAAGAUGCUUGACCCUGAUCCGAGGAAACGGCUUACUGCCCAACAAGUGCUGGAACAUCCUUGGUUGCAAAACGCAAAGAAGGCUCCAAAUGUUUCAUUAGGUGAAACUGUCAGAGCAAGGCUCAAGCAGUUCUCAGUAAUGAACAAACUCAAGAAAAGAGCUCUUAGGGUAAUUGCUGAGAUUUUAUCCUUGGAGGAAGUUGCUGGCAUAAAGGAGGGAUUCCAACUGAUGGAUACAUCAAAUAGGGGCAAGAUAAACAUUGAAGAGCUCAGAGUUGGGUUGCACAAGCUUGGCAAUCAGAUCCUUGAUGCAGAUCUUCAAAUUCUAAUGGAUGCUGGUGAUGUAGACAAGGAUGGAUAUCUUGACUAUGGUGAGUAUGUGGCCAUUUCUGUUCACCUAAGAAAUAUGGGUAAUGAUGAGCAUCUCCGGAAAACCUUUGCAUUCUUUGAUCAAAACCAAAGUGGGCAUAUAGAGAUCGAGGAACUAAGAGAAGCCUUAGCUGAUGAAGUUGACACCAGCGAAGAAGUUAUUAAUGCCAUUAUGCAUGAUGUUGACACAGAUAAGGAUGGGCGGAUAAGUUACAAUGAGUUUGCAGUGAUGAUGAAGGCUGGUACAGAUUGGAGGAAAGCAUCAAGGCAGUAUUCCCGAGAGCGGUUCAAUAGUCUGAGUUUGAAACUGAUGAGGGAUGGAUCAUUGCAGUUGAACAAUGAGGGUAGAUGAUGAUUCAAUAAGGAUUAAAAUUUAUUAAGUGGGGUAUUGAAUUUUAGAGUUGAUCUUUGGAAUUCAUUUCCUUUUUCUUCUUCUUAUAUAUAUAUAUAUAUAUAUAUAUAUAUAUAUAUAUAUAUAUAUAUAUUUGUUUGGGAUUAAUUAGGGUUCGAGGUCGAGGAUGUUGACGUCGUUCUGAAUUUCUGAAUAUGUUUAUUUUGUUUGUUGUGAGAGCAAAAGGAAUGAGUAAAGGUUGUAGAGGUUGUAAAUACUGUCCAAUUGACAUUCUUCAUUUUAUCAAAGUCAUCAUCUGCCUUUUUA